Molecule: messenger RNA, 1968 nt
Organism: Microthlaspi erraticum
Lineage: Eukaryota; Viridiplantae; Streptophyta; Magnoliopsida; Brassicales; Brassicaceae
Source: the annotation of a GenBank genome assembly
AUGGAUGAAGAAGAACCGAUGCUGCUAAAGCAAAAAGGCGAAGAAACCAAAGUCCUUCCUCAAUUCCUGAAGCUAAACCAAACCCAAUGGUGGAUUCUUGUUUUCAUCAGCAUCUUCUUCCUCAUCUCUGCUCAAGCAGCCGCUGUUCUUCUCGGUCGGUUUUACUUCGACAAAGGAGGAAACAGUAAAUGGAUCUCAACUCUUGUCCAAACCGCUGGCUUUCCGAUUCUCUAUCUCCCUCUCUGUCUCCUUCCUUCGUCUUCUUCACACUCUUCUUCUUCUUCUCUCUGUUCUCUUACAAGGCUUGGUUCGAUCUAUCUUUCUCUUGGUCUCGCCAUUGCUUUAGACAAUCUUUUAUACUCUUUUGGUCUUUUGUUCCUCUCUGCUUCCACUUAUUCGCUUCUAUGCGCAAGCCAGUUAGCUUUCAAUGCUGUCUUCUCUAAAUACAUCAAUUCUCAGAAACUCACUUGCUGGAUUCACAGCUCAGUGGUUUUUCUCACUGUCUCUGCGGGAAUGGUUGCUUUCGACGAAGAUUCCAACAGUCCUUCACGAAAUUCCAAAUGGAGUUACAUGAUCGGGUGUACCUGUACGCUUGUUGCUUCUCUGAUCUACUCUCUCCAGCUCUCACUUGUUCAGUUAUCUUUCGAGAAGAUUCUCAAAAGAGAGACCUUUGCUAUGGUUCUUGAAAUGCAAAUCUACACGUCUCUCGUAGCCUCUGUCAUCGCUGUUAUGGGGUUGUUUGUGAGUGGCGAAUGGAAGAUGUUGAGAAUGGAGAUGAGAGAGUUUGACGAAGGUCGUCAAGUCAUCUAUGUUUUGACUUUGCUUGGGACAGCGUUUUCAUGGCAAUUCGCUUCUUUAGCAUCUCUGGCUCUCAUAUUUCUUGCGACUUCUCUGUUUUCGAACCUUAUUGGUACGUUGUCUCUGAUUGUGACGCCUCUCGCAGCCAUUCUGGUGUUUCAGGACAAGAUGACUGAGCUUAAGACCAUCGCAAUCUUCUACGCUUUUCUGAGUUCUUCUUCUUCUCUCUGCUUUCGUUCUCAAGGGAAAAGAGAAGCUAUGAACACUAAUCCAGUCUCUAAUGGGUUUGUGAAACCUGUUCUUACUGAAGAAGAGAAGGGAAAGGUAGAGGAAAUGAGAAAGCUGUUAGGUCCAUUACCGGAGAAACUCUCGAGCUUCUGUUCGGAUGAUGCGGUUUUAAGGUAUCUCCGAGCAAGAAACUGGCAUGUCAAGAAAGCUGCCAAGAUGCUUAAAGAAACCUUAAAGUGGAGAGUUCAAUACAAACCUGAAGAAAUCUCUUGGGAGGAAAUAGCUGAUGAAGCAGAGACAGGGAAGAUAUAUAGAUCAACUUGUGUCGAUAAACAUGGACGUCCUGUUCUUGUUAUGAGACCAAGUGCCGAGAAUUCGAAGUCGGUGAAAGGGCAGAUUAGAUACCUUGUGUACUGCAUGGAGAACGCGAUACAGAAUCUGCCACCAGGAGAAGAACAGAUGGUGUGGAUGAUCGAUUUCAGCGGCUAUAGCUUGGCGAAUGUUUCUUUAAGAACAACAAGAGAAACCGCUCAUGUCUUGCAAGAACACUACCCUGAGCGAUUAUCCUUCGCUGUCCUCUACAAUCCUCCCAAGUUCUUUGAACCAUUUUGGAUGGUGGCUAAGCCCUUCUUAGAGCCGAAGACGCGGAACAAAGUGAAGUUUGUUUACUCGGAUGACCCGAACACGAAGCAGAUAAUGGAGGAGAACUUCGACAUGGACAAGAUUGAGACAGCGUUUGGUGGUAGCGACGAGUCGGGUUUCAGUAUAAACAAGCAUUCAGAGAGAAUGAAAGAAGACGACAAGAAGAGAUUAGCUGCCUUGGAGGACAAUCCUUCCGCUUCUCUAGAGUCACUCAGUUUCUUAUCUGUCUCUGACGGCACCGCCUCUGAGGAUGUCUCCGAGGACGAGCAUCAACCUCGGAGAAACGGAUCUAUCCCAUGA